AUGGAUACUAGACCGGCUUCAAAGGCAGGCUCGUGGUAUGAGAAGACUCCGGCCAAGUUGAUGAAAACUCUCGACAACUAUCUGGCGGACGUUCCUGAAACCGUCGACGGUUCUUCACUGCCUAUACCGGGGGCUCGAGUCAUCAUCGCACCACACGCAGGAUAUGCCUACUCCGGGCCUAACGCUGCCUGGGCGUACAGCUGCCUCGAUCUGAGCAAGGCAAAGCGGGUAUUUAUUCUUGGACCGUCUCACACUUACGGCUUGUCUGGCUGCGCUGUCACAACGUUUUCAAAGUGGGCCACACCAUUCGGCGACUUCACUGUUGAUAGGGAUGUCCUCGAGCGAGUUAAGGAAGCAGGCGGAAUGGGUGAUGUGCCACCGGAGAACGAUGUCGCGGAACAUUCUCUCGAGAUGCACUUGCCAUAUCUCUACAAGCGCUGCCAACAGACCUUUGAGUCUCCCGAAGACUUUCCAACGAUUGUCCCCAUAAUCGUCGGAAGUCUGAGUCGAUCACGUGAGAAGGAUGUCGGCCGAGUGCUUUUGUCCUAUCUCAAGGACGAGGAAAAUGCCUUCAUUAUCAGCUCAGACUUCUGUCACUGGGGCACGCGGUUCGGCUAUGCCGUUUACUCCCCCAAUGGGGACAUCCAAAGAUUGACGACUCUGCACGAUUAUAGCCCAAAGCCAUCUGGUCCUCCCAUCUACGAGACGAUUCGCCUGCUCGAUGAAGCGGCUAUGGAUGCUGUCAAGAGCGGCAGUCAUGAUGCCUUUGUCGAAAACCUUCGACAUACUGGAAACACGGUGUGCGGGAGACAUCCUAUUGGAGUUGCCAUGGCUGCCCUUGAGCUUUACGCCAAGGAGCUCAACGAGGAAGACAAGAGCCGCUUCAAGAUUGUGAAAUAUGACCGCAGCAGUGAAGUCGUUUGGCCUGAUGACUCAAGCGUUAGUUAUGUUUCCGCAUAUGCGGUUCUGUGAGUGCAAGAGAUGGAAUUAGUAACUGAGUAAUCGGGUGAAUAAUAUGGUCUGAAUUAUAGCACUAUGCUGUUACCUAGGUUUCUGCUAGGGCGUCUCUUAUAGAUUUCGUUCUG
This is a messenger RNA of Trichoderma reesei QM6a, 1085 nucleotides long. RefSeq lists its product as uncharacterized. NCBI's taxonomy places the organism in Eukaryota, Fungi, Ascomycota, Sordariomycetes, Hypocreales, Hypocreaceae. The record is from RefSeq and is a predicted model, not a curated record. The transcript is spliced from 2 exons. Bases 1 to 972 code for a protein of 323 amino acids.